UCAGAUUUUAGAUUGGUGACGUAUAUCAGUUUAUAAACUUCAACCAACAAAAUAAUUCAACAUUCAAAUUUCAAACGCUUAAGUUGUUACGUUUUUUAGUUUCCUUCCACAUUUUUGCUAUAACAAAAUGGUUCAAAAAAGGAUUAAUGUUAAAGACAAACUCAACAGCGAUGGGGAAGUUGAUCUGAGUAUGCUGGAUAUCACGGAUGUUCCAGUAAAAGAAAUUUCAACAUUGAAAAAAGCCACUACACUCAACUUAUAUAAUAAUAGUAUAUCGAAGUUACCUGCAAACUUUCCCAUUUUGACCAAUUUAAUAAAGCUUGACUUGAGUAAGAAUUGCCUCACAGAAUUACCAGAGAAUUUUGGAGAUUUGGCAAAACUCAAACAUUUAGAUUUAUAUCAGAAUCAGCUGAAGCAAUUACCAUUAAGUUUUUCAAAACUUAAAGCUUUGAAGUGGUUAGAUUUGAAAGAAAACCCUCUGGAACCUACUUUAUUGAAAGUUGCUGGACCUUGUGAGAACACUAAACAGUGUCAGACUUGUGCUCGAAAUAUAAUCAACUAUUUGACUCGGCAACAAAAUAAGGCUGAUGCUGAAAAAGAAGAGAAGGAAAAACUAAGGAAGAAACAACUUGAAAUGAAUGAAAUUAAGAAGAAAGAAGAGAAGAAAUCUAAAAAGAAGGAAACUCAGGAAAUCCAGAAAAAUGGCGAAGUAAAGGUGCUAACGAAAACUGAGAAGAAAAAAUUGAAGAAAAUGAAGAAACAAAGUGAAACAAAAACUUCAAGCAAUUUUUCUCCUUUGACACUAGCCUUAUUAUUAUUGAUAUCACUCUUCAUUUUAACAGCAAUGAAAUUGAAAUAUCUUGAAAAUUUUGAAAAGUUAAUUGAAGACUCUUAUUUCAAACUAGUAGCAUUAUUGCCUGCUGAUUACCAAAAGUAUGGCGAAAUUUUUGCUGCUAGUUUCAAACAAGUGCAUCUUAAAACUGGAGUGUAUUGUUCAAAUAUCAUUCACUACAUUCAAAAUAAUGAGUACUGUAUAUUGGUGUACAAUACUUGUAGAGAACAUUCAAUUAAUCUUUUUUCAAGAAUACAAUCUUUGUACAGAAAUAUUGUGUCAUAGUGCCUUCUAAUAAUUUAUAAUAAAACACAUUUUUAAAA
Molecule: messenger RNA, 1155 nt
Organism: Coccinella septempunctata (seven-spotted ladybird)
Lineage: Eukaryota; Metazoa; Arthropoda; Insecta; Coleoptera; Coccinellidae
Product: leucine-rich repeat-containing protein 59-like
Exons: 3
Coding region: 128-1117 (329 amino acids)
Molecular function (GO): protein binding
Source: RefSeq, a predicted model, not a curated record